CGGCUGAUGUGGACCGAGGACGAGGCGCGCCCGCCUUGCAUAGAGCGCAUGGAGUUGUUGUUCAUCCAGGCUUGGCGAACCAACGUGGAGGGAGAACUCCUCGCGUUUCUGUUCGGUACAGAACGGCCCGAACAUCACGAACUGAUGGCGCAAGAGCUCGCGAUCCCUGUAGCGCAGCUGGCGGACGAUCUCCCUCUCGACAUCAUCUCGCAAGACGACGAGCACCCGAUUCCUCAUGUACUUUCUCGCCCGUUGACGCCGUAUCUCCAGUGGUCGGCUUGUGUGGAGGGAACCGUAGAGCGCAUCCCGCCGUCGCAACAGCAGUAUUUGGAUCCCCGGACGGUUUGUGAUCCUUCCUUCUUCAGGCAUCCAACGGCAGAGCAGCUUGCUGCCAUUCGAGAGGAAGAAGAGGAAGAAGAAAGCACUGAGAGUGACGAAGGAGAAGACGAGCGGGAAGAAAGUGGGAAAAGCGACGAAGUACUCGGGGAAGAGGACGAAACCCCCGAAGAAGGAAGCUAUAGCGAGCAUAGCGAGGGGGAGCAGAGCGAAGAAGAAGAAGAAGACAACGAAGGAGAAGAGGAGAAUGAAGAAGGACCUGUGGAAUCGGAGUGGGAAGCUGUGCCGGAAGAAGCGCUGCGCGCGGGCACGGAGGCUGAAGAUCCGGAGGCGGCCCGCAAAAGAGAAGAAACCGCGGCCAGGAAGAGGGAACUAGAGUUUGCAAGCGGGGCAAGCUUGCACGUCCACGACGACCCAAACCAAGAUCCGGAGCCGCCCUGACCAAAACAUGGCGACCUCACAGCCACGACUCCGACCCCAUCAACGCGG
Molecule: messenger RNA, 825 nt
Organism: Chara braunii
Lineage: Eukaryota; Viridiplantae; Streptophyta; Charophyceae; Charales; Characeae
Source: the annotation of a GenBank genome assembly